AUGCCUACAACUUGUGUAAGUUGUGGUCGCGUUCAUGAUGUAAAUAUUAAUUUAACCAAUUGGCAAAGACAUGUUAAUGCUUGCAAAAAGCGAAAAUCAUCAAAAAAUUAUAACAACCACACACUGACAGAAUUUUUGAUUCCAAAAAAACCAAAAACUCAUCAGGAUAAUGAUUUCAGUAAAAUUACUAAAGAAAUACAUGUGAAUAACACUGUUGCAACAACAGACAUCAGUAAAGAAAACAGAAUCAAUUGUAACAACGCAGUUGAAGGAUUCAGUGAAAAUAUUGAUGAAUCAUUAUAUAGUAAAAAUGAAGGUAUAGAUUUAAAAGUUGUCACUGAAGAUACCAAUCCUACAGAUUUCAGUAAAAUUACUAAAGAAAUACAUGUGAAUAACACUGUUGCAACAACAGACAUCAGUAAAGAAAACAGAAUCAAUUGUAACAACGCAGUUGAAGGAUUCAGUGAAAAUAUUGAUGAAUCAUUAUAUAGUAAAAAUGAAGGCAUAGAUUUAGAAGUUGUCACUGAAGAUACCAAUCCUACAGGAGAGGCUUUUAUUGAUGCUUCUAAUAACAACUUUUGCUUUGAAGAAUAUAUGCCAAAGAUAUCCAAUAAUGAUCCAGCUCUUAUUCCAGAAAAUGUAUCUUCUAAUCAAUUAUCAUAUUUUGUUGAAUUAGGACCAUGUCAACCUAAUCCUUUAGAAUUAGAAGAUAAAGUAUUUCCAAAAACUUUUGAAAAAAAUGGUAAAUUUCGCUCAUUUCAUGCAAGUUAUUAUUACAAAACAGUACUAAAUCAAGCUCCUUGUAAACGCUGGUGGUUGUCUUAUUCUCUUUCAAAAAAUAAAAUAUUCUGUAUUUCAUGCAAGUUGUUUGGGUUGCCAAAGGCAAAGAAAACUAAUAUUGUUUCAAAUGGUUCUGGAGAUUGGAAAAAUAUUAGUAGAAUUAUAGAAAACCAUGAAAUACUCCCAGAUCAUUUGCAUUCUGAAAUUAGUAGGAGCCUCUUCUCAAAAAACCUUAGAUUAGAUUUAAAGCUACCCUUGGUGCUUUCUGCGAAUCGGCAAGUAGCUGAAAAUCGGCAAGUAGUUAAAAUCAUUAUUGAUGCAAUUAUAUAUACAGCACGGCAAAACAUAGCUUUGAGGGGCCAUGAUGAAAGUAGAAAAUCACUUAAUAAAGGAAAUUUUUUGGAAUUAGUUGAUUUAUUAGCAAACUACCAUGCACCAUUACAAAUACAUCUUGAUAAAAUUAAUGCUAAAUCCCAUAACCGUCUUACAUUCAUGUCAAAUGUCACACAAAAUACCAUACUAGACAUUUUAAAAGAACAAAUACGUUCUUCUAUUAUAAAUGAAAUUAAAAUGUCAAAAAUGUUUUCUAUUAUAAUUGAUACUACCACUGAUGUUGCCAAUCUUGAACAAUUCACUUUGAUUGCUAGAUACGUUUUUGAAGGGAUUAUUCAAGAAAAACUAAUUUCUCUGGUAACAGCUGAAGAUGGAACGGGAAGAGGAUUAUUUGAAGUAUUUUGUAAUAUUUCUAAAAAAUAUGAUUUGAAUUGGAAAGAACAAUUAUAUGCUCAAUCAUAUGACGGAGCAGCAUCGAUGCAAGGUGAAUAUUCAGGCCUCCGCACAUUAAUUCAGCUAGAAAAUCCAAGGGCAAAAUACAUAUGGUGUUUUGCACACCGCUUAAAUUUAGUUAUUGUAGAUACAGCUGAUUCUAGUGUACACACUAGACAAUUUCUUGGUGAUCUUCAAGCAUUAAUUGGAUUUAUGAGAGCUAGAAAGAGAACAUCGGAGUUUGUUAAGUACCAAAAACUCAUUUAUCCUACUGAAAGAAUCCGUAGAAUAAAAUCAUUUUCCACAACGAGAUGGACUUCUCAUGACCGUGUUAUCAUUGUUAUUUUUGAAAAAUAUAAAGCAUUAUAUGAAACUUUAGAAUGUUUACUUAAGUCAACUGACAGAGUUACAUCAUCUGGUGCAAAGAAUUUUCUGAAUGUAAUAUCAUCGUUUGAUUUUGUUAUAACAAUGAUAUUAUUAAGAAAAAUAUUUUCUAUUACAACACCACUAUCAAACUACUUACAAUCUAAAUCAGUAGACUUUAUUGAAGCUCUGCGUUUAAUCAAUACUUCUAAAGAACAAUUAGCUAAGAUGAGAAGUGACAAAAAAUAUGAGGAUAUGGUAAAAGAAGCAAAACAAUUUGCUAACCAUCAUAAUCUAACAGAAGUAGACUUUAAAGAAUCAAGAAAACGUACUAAAAAAAUUUUACCUGGAGAAAAAGCUUCCGAUGAAGUACAGAGCUCAUCAUUCGACAAGUAUCGAUGUCAUACAUACUUUACAGUUUUGGACAAAGUAAUUACUUCAAUUCAAUCUCGAUUCAAUGACUCUAACAAUAUAUUAAAAGAUUUUACACUUUUAUCACCAGAAAGAUUAAGGAAAUUUAAAAAUGAAAAUCAACAUCUUCCUCAAGAUAGUUUUGCUGACCUAGUGGCUUGGUUACCAGAAAUUGAUAUAAAUCAACUACGUAAUGAGUAUAUUAUUUUUUCUAAAAGUUUUGAUGAUCUUACAUCAGGUAUAGAUUUACCUACUUUGUUGCAUUGCCCAGAAUCAAUUUCAUCAAGUGAAAGUUGUGAAGAAGAAGAAAAAAAUAUAACUCAAGAUGAACAAAUUAAUAUGACAAAAAUUGGUGUUAGUACUAUUCUUUAUACAUUGUCCAAGUAUGAUUUGUCAGCAGCGUUUCCCAAUUUGUAUAUAGCAUACAAAGUCUUAGGGACUAUACCAGUUACAUCUGCAUCUGCGGAAAGAUCAUUUUCCAAAGUUAAACUUAUUAAGACACGUUUACGUUCUACAAUGGAUCAGGGACGUUUGGAAAGCUUAAUGUUUUUGAGCUGUGAAAGGGACAUCAAAAUUAAUUAUGAAGAGACAAUAACACUCUUGGGAAAAUCAUCCGAUGUGUUAAAAAAAGCAUUAUUAUUUAAAUGA
Macrosiphum euphorbiae (potato aphid) is the source of this 2967-nucleotide messenger RNA. NCBI's taxonomy places the organism in Eukaryota, Metazoa, Arthropoda, Insecta, Hemiptera, Aphididae. The record is from the annotation of a GenBank genome assembly.